UAUAGGCCAUGAGAAGUCAUGGUCCAUGGCUGCUGUUAGAAUGCCUAUUGUUAGAAUGGGAGCUGUGGAAUGGUGCCUUGUUGUGGUCUAUCUUGUUGGGAGCAUGAAAGUCUCUUGUUUACCUUUUGGCGAGUUCCAGAAGCCAGAUGGGAUAUCUCUCACAGGAAUUCAAGAGAAUCCGGACAAUGGCGGUUCCAAAAGCACACCUGCCACCACUCAUCAAGGUUCAUUUGUAGUUACCGACAUGGCUAAUGACCUUGGCGAGGGGCCCACGGGCUCGGCCACCACCACCACGGCGGGCGAGGGGCCCACGGGCUCGGCCACCACCACCACGGCGGGCGAGGGGCCCACGGGCUCGGCCACCACCACCACGGCGGGCGAGGGGCCCACGGGCUCGGCCACCACCACCACGGCGGGCGAGGGGCCCACGGGCUCGGCCACCACCACCACGGCGGGCGAGGAACUUCUGUAGAGUUACUUUUCUGAUUGUUCUACAAAUUGAACUCUCAUCAGAGAUCCUGCAACCAUGUUGGAUGAUAUAUUGAUCCUGCAUUUGCCUGUAAUCCCUCAAUUAAACUGUUUACUUGUA
Messenger RNA from Esox lucius (northern pike), 589 nucleotides. RefSeq names its product polysialoglycoprotein-like. The transcript is spliced from 3 exons. Lineage: Eukaryota; Metazoa; Chordata; Actinopteri; Esociformes; Esocidae. The record is from RefSeq and is a predicted model, not a curated record. The coding region runs from base 26 to 472 and encodes 148 amino acids.